Pectinophora gossypiella (pink bollworm) is the source of this 8899-nucleotide messenger RNA. Its product is annotated as testis-expressed protein 2. Gene Ontology annotation, cellular component: endoplasmic reticulum. The record is from RefSeq and is a predicted model, not a curated record. The transcript has 20 exons. The coding region runs from base 233 to 3631 and encodes 1132 amino acids. Gene Ontology annotation, molecular function: lipid binding. NCBI's taxonomy places the organism in Eukaryota, Metazoa, Arthropoda, Insecta, Lepidoptera, Gelechiidae.
UUUCUUCUUGAGUUUAUGACCUUCUGUAUGUUCUGUUGUCGUUCUGUCGUUGAAAACGAAGUGAUAUUGAAAAAUAUUUAUCAUUCCGUAGAAUUUUGAUAAAAAUGAAGUAAAUAUUCUCCAAACAGUGAUUAAAUAUUUUAUGUAUUGGUUUGACCAUAGCUAAUAUUUAAUAUGAUAGUUUGUUAAUAUUUUGUAACUUGGUUCAUUCGUGUCAAAUUUGUCUAAAAAUAUGGACAUCUCCGGUGCUGGGAAGUCACCAAAUACAUCCUUGUCCUUCAGAUAUAAUGCUAACAAUGAAGAGUUAGAAGAACUGUAUGAAGUGUGUGAAGAUGACCCCCCUACACCACAGUUUGAUGUGUCUGCAUCACCUAGUGUGCGAAGUGAGAAUGCCAGCCCUAAACGGGGGGACAAGACUUCCUCAAUUUUAGAUAAGUAUUUUAAAUCCAUUCGUACUGCUGAUAAACAGCUCCUUGAAAAAGUUGACAAACAGGAGGACAAAGGUGACAAGCAGUGUGAGACAAAAAGUAGUGAUGAAAACCGCACUCCAGCUAAAGAUGUGUCAUCAUCACCUAUGAAAGAGUACUUGAACCGCUUAGGCAAGAGAAGUGUGUCUGAAACAACAGAAGUGAAAGAUGUAGGAAGCAAUGAAACAUGGAAAUUAUUCCAUGAUUUUAAAUUUAAAAUUGCUCAAGCUGUAGAGGACAUGAAAACACGUUCUCUUGAAGAAACAAAAGAAAAAAGUGUGCCAAGAGACAGCUCAAUAUCUGAUUCGGAAGAAAAUUCUGCUAUCAAGGACUCUGAUCAAAGUAUUGGAGAUACUGAUAAUCAGGUGUCUUCACUGAACAGCAGUAUACAGAAUCUGUCAGAGUUGACACAACCACUGACGGCAAAGGCAACUGAACGUGAAACAAGUCUUCCAUAUGACAACAAGAACUGCUCAGACUCUAGUGAUGAUACACAAAAGAAUUUAGUGCACAGUGAAACUGCAGAGCUAACAAAAGAUAUCCUUAGUGAUCCCAACAUGGAAGUGGAGUCUGGGAUAGAGGCUCUCGAAGAUGGCAUAGAUGGCUUUGGGGACACCCCACAGCCGGAUAACGACUGCCCAAGCUACAACAAACCAAUUGAUUUCUCUCCAUCACAACCGUUACAAACGCCUGCAAGUUUUGGAUCGCCUCCUGGAAAAGCAAAUGAGUUAAAACUUUUAAAUGGGAAACCAAAAAAAUAUUUCUUAACUUUUCCAGUAUAUUUCCUAACUUUCCUCCUGUUUAUAAAUUAUAUCUUGUUUCCUGAAUAUAAUAUAUGGAAUGGUUUUUUGUUGGGCCUCUGGUCCUUUUACCUGGGAAGUAUUGUGAAACAAUGGUUGACUGACACUUACUUUGGUGAAUGGGAGCCAUAUAAGGGCAGUUUUUUCCAGUUAAAACGCAGCAGCGCUAUGCCCAUUACUUAUACCAUUCCUUCAGUAAAAGAGCAUAGGCCUCUUAAGAAAUAUGAGGGGUGGAUAAAUCAUUACAGAUAUCCAGAAUACGAUCCGUUUACUUACGGCGUCAACAAAACUACCACAGCAUUUAUGAAGUUAGAAGGCUGCCAUUUGCGUAUAUCAUACACAAAAGCGAAGAUAAUGAAGAGAGCGAUCUGGGAUGAGAAAAUAGAGAAAGUAGACUUUUACCAGCACAGACUUUACAAUCUGACUGGAUCUAAAGUUACAUUGCUUCCUAAGGGACUUGUGAAAAGAAGACAAUGGAGCAAAAAAUACCCAAUAUGCGUCAUACUAAACGAAAACGAGAAAAUCCAAGUGUUGGAGAAGGAAUCCAGUGCGCCGGACAAGAAAUCCGAUUCUUCAGAGAAAAAGAAGGAACAACAAUCGCAGCAUGACACGGAGAGUGCGGAGACCAACACUAGCCCGGAGAAGAAGAAGAAAUUCGUAUGGAGAAGACGGGAGAAAAGUAAUCCUUCGCAUACGGAAUGCGAACCAGGAAAAGAGGGUUUGCGGCAUAGGCUAGUGAGGAAAAUGCACAGAGAUAAAAAAACGGAUAGCGUAUCAACAUGUACGGACGCUCCGGAGGCAGAGAAGCCGGCCCAGCCAGAGGAGCCCUCGUUCCACGACGCGGAGACAGACCUUACCACUAAGUCCAACACUAGCACCAAAGAUGAUCCUGAGGAGGAAAUUGAUGAGACUGAGCUCACCAGGAUCAAGGAGUUCUUAGAAGAAACUGAAUUGGAACCGGGCGCGGAAGGUACAAGCGAAGGCGAGUGGAGCUUACACAUCAAACAGUCGCGGGACAAACACGCCUGCCUUUUCCUGUUCGCGCGCACUGGCCGAGACAAGCACGAGUGGUUCCGCCGACUCUUAAUAGCGGCGAAUGAAGCCAACACUGCGGUGUCAGGGGAGUCUUCAGCGGCUGAAGAGAAGACUGCCAGUGAGUCCGCCGCCGAAGGCAAGGAGGGCAUCGAGAUGGCCGUCUACAAGCUCACCGAGAAGGAAACCGUCGCCUUCGGGAAGAGUCCAGCUCAAAAAUCGGACUUGGAUGGGCCCAGGAUUUCAUCUGCGUCGCAUCCAUUGCCACCGACCUUGGAGUCUUAUGAGAAAUCCUUCUGGCCAUUCCUAUUGAAAAUCAUUCAGACGAAGGCGGGCGCGCAGUCGUCAUGCCAGUGCCGCGUGCUGCCGGCGGAGAUGACGUGGGUCAACACCAUCCUGGCGAGGCUCAUCUAUGACAUCACACGGAACCCCAUCAUCCUGGCUCGCCUGCAAACGCGCAUACAGAAGAAACUACAUACGCUUAAGCUGCCGUCGUUCAUGAGCCCGCUAAUGGUGACGGACUUAUCCCUGGCGGGGGCGUGUCCACUAGUGGAGCGAGUGUGGCCACCGUCGUGGGACGAGCGCGGCGUGUGGCUCGACGCCGACCUGCGCUACGACGGCGGCGCCUACAUCUCCAUACUCACGCAGAUCAACCUCAUGAAGCUCAAAGAGAAGAACGUGACUUUGGAAGACCAGUUGUUGACGUCGACGACGUCGGAAAACCUAAUGGAUGGAGAGCUGAAUCCAGUCUCCUCGGUCUUCUUGGAAACACUUCCUACACGCCGCAAGCCAGCGGUGUAUGACUCGGAGGUGGAGGACUCGGCGGAGUCCAGCGAGGACGACGAGUCGCCGCCGCUGCAGCCCGUCGACAGUAGCGACCACCUGCCCAGCACCACCGACCUGCCUGUGGCACCAUCAGACACUAACACCGCUCCUGCGUCAUCUAAGAAGAAAUUCCUCAGGAUGGUAGACAAAAUUGCAACCAACAAGUAUUUCCAACAGGUGACAGACUACAAGUACGUGAAGCGGGCGAUGGAGGGUCUAUCCAACACGGAUAUCAAGCUGCAGGUGGAGGUGCACGGGCUGGAGGGCCGCCUCGCUCUCAACCUGCCGCCGCCGCCGCACGACCGCAUCUGGGUCGGGUUCCGCACGAACCCGCAGCUGGUGCUCAAGGCGCGGCCGGCCGUGGGCGCGCGCACGCUCCGCUUCGCGCACAUCUCCAACUGGAUCGAGCAGAAGCUCAGCAAGGAGUUCGAGAAGAUACUGGUGCUGCCCAACAUGGAGGACAUCAUCAUCGACGUCAUGACGCCCACGCCUGUCGACCUCGAGUAAGGCGGUAGCACUGUGUGGUAAACUGGAGGUAAGUCGCAUUAUAAGAGACAUGUUACUCGACUGUAUUGCUGUUAUCUCAGUCGUGUCAUAUCGACGUCACUGUUACGCUCCAUAAGCCUAAUGAGUACGAGCGAGAUAGAUUGAUAAUUGACGGACGGUUGGUUUCAGACCCGAUGGCUCAGUCAUACCAGUCGUUUAAUAAUGCGUAACAAAUAAGUAAAGAGAAAAAUAUUCUAAUAUGUCGGAUGUCUCUCUCUCAGUUUGAAAAUAGUUCCUACUUCCGUGCCUGUCGGUCGCAAUGUCGGAUGUCUCUCUCUCAGUUUGAAAAUAGUUCCUACUUCCGUGCCUGUCGGUCGCAUCGUUACUUUAUUUAUUCAUUUCAAAAGCCAAUGGUGCCAAUUGCACCAACUUAAUUUGACAGGUUUAAAACUAGCUCUAUCUCUUUCUUGCGGUUAUUGUAAGUGUUUAUUGUUCCAAAAAGGACUGUAAUUCCAUGAGCAUGACUGUUUAUUCCUUUUCUAUCGUAAUAAAAAUGCAUUUAGUCAUUUGUUUAAACAAUCUACGACAGCGAGAGAAUGUCACGCCAUGUUUUAAUAUUGUUUUUAUUUUUACUUAUUUUUUAGAAAUGUUACUUACUUCCAGUUUAACUCAGCAUUCGCCGUAGUUGGUGUGAUAAUUGCAUUUUUUUAUCGUAAGUUGUCGAUCUAAUCGGUCCAAACUCACACAAUCAAUAUCAUUCAUUAUUUACAAACUUAGAAUUAAUAUAACAUACAUCACAAAACCAUUGACCAAUUAGAACGACGCCUUAAUUUAUUUCACCUGGUGCAAGUACGAAUAUUUUUUUUAUAAAGUUUCAAAGUUGCUCUAAGCAAAUGUAUCCAGUUGAGUGAAGCACCGAGGCAACAAAGUUUUUAAUAUUAUAUUGUCGAAUAGAUUAUGUCAACGGCGACAAUCGUCCGCCUAUCUGUUAUUGAAAUAAAAACGAACUUAGUACGUGUUAGCAUUUAAUAGGUGUUUUAAAACGAAAGUCUAUGUACAUACGUAAAUAAACACAAAUAGAUUGAAGGGACAUUUAGUGUACUAUAUGUCUGAUAAGAGAGCUGGGGUCAUAACAGCCACAUAAGAGCAAUUCAUCUAAAAAGCAAUUUGCGCAUAUUAAUGUAAGUGCGCAAUCAGUGAGGUGCCGUUCCCGAGAACGUCCCCGCCAGUAAAAAGGCGCAAAGCUUAUGUAAAAAGAGCUUUAUUACCUAACAUUUAGGCAGAUAACACUAAUAGUGCAACAAAGAACAAUUUUAAAAAGAAAAACAGACAGUUUACUUACUAUUAAAAAGUUGGCAGUCUAAUUCCUGAUGUAACUUUUAUUUUAUUUAAUGUUUUAUUAUAUAACAGCCUCCGUGGUCUAGUGGUUAGAGCGUUAGGCUCACGAUCUGGAGGUCCGGGUUCGAUUCCCGAUGGGGACAUUGUCGAAAUCACUUUGUGAGACUGUCCUUUGUUUGGUAAGGACUUUUCAGGCUUGAAUCACCUGAUUGUCCGAAAAAGUAAGAUGAUUCCGUGCUUCGGAGGGCACGUUAAGCCGUUGGUCCCGGCUAUUAGCCGUAAAAACACCUCCACCAACCCGCAGUCGAGCAGCGUGGUGGAGUAUGCUCCAUACCCCCUCCGGUUGAUUGAGGGGAGGCCUGUGCCCAGCAGUGGGACGUAUAUAGGCAGUUUAUUAUUAUAUACGCUGUUGGUGUACCUUUUUUAUUAAUAAAUAAAUAAUUUUUACAACGGGAACAUUCCCGGGUACGUCACAUCCCUGUGCGCAAUGUCAACGAACAUAAGAUAGCUUUUUAGGUGAUUUGCUUUUACGUGGCUUUUUAACCCCCCCUGUAUUGUUUAUUUGUUGUAUUAUUGUUGAUAAUGUAUUACUUCGCUUUAAUUGAUUCUCAGCGUGUUUAGUUGCCUAGUGCUUAUCAUUGCUUUCUGUACGCUACGAGUGCUAUUUUAUGUCACAUGAAAUUAUAUUUUUACAAUGCACAUAGUGAGUUAUUUGUUGUUUUAGCUACUAUACAAUUAUAUAUGUAAUGGUAUGGUUGAUUAUGUAUUUAAUGGCCCCGAUUCCUGCAGACACUUAAUUUUAGUUUAAGUUAUACCCGUCAUUUUCUUAUCCGCUGAAAAGGAAAGGGACGGAUGAUUGUCAACAAGUUAAUUUUAAAAUGAAUGAAUAACCCGUGCGUGUAAAAUAGGCAUUUCGCUCGUGUUUGACGUGCUGUCUACUUAAUUCUGUCGGGUUAUUGGCCGAUGUAGAAUUUUUAAUGUUAUGGGCGAUAGGCUGAUCCCUUAUCACCAUAAGGUUCAUCAUAUCCAUCUUUGGACUUCGUAUCAACAGUGGCUGCAAGUUGUCUUUGAUUACUUGUGGCUCUGCCCACCCCAUUAGGAAUUACGGGCGUGAGUUUAUGUUUAUGUUUAUGUAGAAUUUUUAGACGGUUGUUUUAGAUUUCUAUUUUAAAAUUGACGUGUAUAUUUUAUAUGUCCCUUUCUUUUUCAACGGAUAAGAAAAUGACAGGUGUAACUUGAAAUAAAAUUAGAUGGCGUAUGCAGGAAUUAGCACCAUUGUAUUAUUUAAAACGUUAUUAGCUGUGAUUUAUUUCAUAGGUACCAUCAGUAAUUUAAUAUAAUAUAUGUAGUUGUCCAAUAGAUUUAAUUACUUGUUGUUGCCAAGCUAAGGACUUUCCGACACAUUAUACAAUACAGGGUGUUAGCGACAUCGUAACGAAAGCUUUAAGGGAUGAUUCAGACCAUGAUUCUGAGUUGAUAUCAAGUGGAAUCUUCCAUCGUAAAAUUCAUGAUUUUCUUUAAUUAUUUUCAAUUCUAUAUUUUUGAAAUCGUUACAGUGCCACUAACACCUAUACAUACUCAUGAGUUUAAGUCACAUCAUAAUGAAUACUGAGGGUGAUAAUUCAGCUCAUGAUGUUGAGUUAACAUGAAGUGGAAUAUUCCAUCAAGAAAACAUGCAUUUUGCGACGAAAAAUUCCAUUUGACAUUAACUCGGAAACAUAAGCUGAAUCAUCCCCCUCGGUAUUUGUUACGACGUCACUAACACCCUGUAUAAUAUGAUAAUUUUAUGUUUAUUCUGUAGCUAAUCAGCGAAAGCGGGAAAUGAUAAUUAUUUGUUUACAUCAUACACAAAUGAGCUUCCUCUAUUUAGGAAUAAAUAAUUUGACAAUAAUUAUGUACCAUCAUGGCCCGUUACUCGUACUUCCCAAAAUAAAGAGCGUAUUUAACGAAUACUAAUAUAAUAUAUACAUUUAUCUUAGAGUAUGAUAUAUAUGUAUAGUAUACACUAAAUUGCUAUUUUAAAAUCAUAUUGGCUUUGGUCAAGAAGAUUAUCAAAUAUUUUUAUAGAUUUAAUUCGGUCCUAACUAAAUCUUGAGUCUUAAUCGAUCCUAAACACUGUGGUGCAAUAUUUUCAGAAGCCUAAGCUGAUAUAUUCAUAUAUUAAAUGAUAGAAAAGUAUGAAGAUGUGUCUAAAGUUCUUUUAAAAGAAAAUAUUGUAAGGUGUUCAGAAUCGUCUUGUCUUUCGGCAGUUUUAUUUGUCACUCGACUUUUUUGUUAAGUUUGCAUUUGUUUACGCUUGCCGUACUUUAUAGCACUUGUGCAAUAGCAGUUCUCGCUUCUCAAUCCAACUUUCGAAUGUCUACGCGUUUAAAAUAAUUCGCACAAUUUGACUAUAAUCGUCAUUGUUCGUUGUAUCUUCGAAUUUAAUACCUAUUUGUUAGGUGAUGUAUUUGUAUGAAAUUAAUAUUCAAAACAUUUUGUUUGGUACUAAAUUAUGUAUUAACCUAAUGUACUAUCAAUAUUAUAGUUUCAGCUGCUCUCUUUGGCAGUGUCCAGGCCUGACGUUGAAUUUUGUACAGCUUUUUAACAUUUACCUGUCGGUCUACACAGGCCACAUUGAAGCACGAUUGCAAUUUGACAUUGGCGCAAAUAAAAGUAAGUACGCAAUGUCAACUUAUGUCAAAUAGCAAUAUUGCUUUUUUAGAUGAAUUAAACAAUAUUGCCUUUUUACCUCCGUUGUUGUUCGAUGUAUUUCGUAAGAAUUAAAUUUUAAUUGAAUUUUUGGGGGGCGGGGAAGAGGUGGGAAAUUGGACGAGGGAAAACUAAAGGCUGAAUGUAACUUGCUCAGAAUUUGUGUGAAUGUAGAAUGCGGCUGGAGUGGGACGUAGGACAGAGACGGGACGAAUUUAACCUUGAUAAACUUGCUUACUUUGACAUGGUAAAGUUUGAAUCUACUUCCUGGUACUGUUAAGUUUUGUUCGUCGAGGGUUGGUACCGAUGAAAGGAGCUGUUCAGGGGGUUUUGUAUAAUAUUUGUUUAUUGCUUUGCGUUUAUUGUGAUUACUGAUAUUAAUGGACUGAAAAGUUGAAAAAUCUAUGCAUUUUCUAUAAAUUACCUUUGUCAUACAUAAAAUGUAUUACACAAAAAAAGAACGUAUUUAUCUAUACUAUAAAAAAUAAGCAAGAUAUUGGUUGAGGUCAACACGAAAUCUGAUGUAUAUCAUAUACACCUUAUCGCAAUCAAGCUAUAUACAAAUGCCAAACAUAACUUUGCCAUGUUCGUUAUUGUGCAAGUUGCAUUUGCACUGGGUCUUAUGAAUUUUUUGAUGAAAUGUUACUGAUACGCUAACUGAUUUUUGAAUUGUUGGUAUUUCAAUAUUUGUCCGUUUUUUCUCAGAUAGUUUCAUACAUAGAGUACCACAUAUCACUACAAGGUUAUUUAUGUACCUGUUCUAUGAAUAUUACCUCUUGGUUUGUACCGGAGUUACUGAAUCAUGACUACAAAGUGGAGUGGUUGCAAUGCAUUGUAAUUGGCCAUAAAUUGCGUUUAUAUUCUAUUGUUGGUUUUACGUAAAUGAAAUUAUUCAAAAUAAUGAGAUGUUAGUAAAUAUUGUUUACUGAUAAUUUUAAUGUAAUUUGUAAAAUUAACUAGUGGAGAUUCCGAUCCAAAUUUAUUUUAUUGUUAAAGUCUUUAUUUUUCUUGUAUUUAAUUUAUCGCUAAUGUAAAGGAAAUGUUUAUUUUCGUUCUAUUUAUUAUUAUUUAUAGCCUGUGAUCACAUAGUAGAUAGAACUUCACAGUGUGAACCAAAACGGUAAUUUUCUAUGUAUUGUAUAUAGUUUAUAAAUUGAAAGUGUUUAUGUGAUAUUUAUAGUUAAGAGUUAAACCGUGCCGAGUAGUUUUUCUAUGUGGUAUCAGUUGUGAAUUUUUCAAAUAAAUGAAUGCUAUAUUUCA